CAGGCAAAACUAACAUACAUUUAAACAAAGUGGGAAAGCGAUGUGGUCUCUUAACAUUUGUGUUUUAGUGGGAAUUUUUUCCGCUACCCAGUCAGUGACGGUCCCAGGGGUAACGACGACGGAGAAGUACCAGCAGUCCGCCAUUUUGGACGAAGAUGCGAGUUAUAUCUUGUUCUGGAAUUUCAACGACACUCACAUCACGUUCGAGGCUCAUGUGAAGACGAGAGGAUGGGUCGGACUGGGUCUGUCGGAGAAUGGCAAUAUGUUUCCCGCCGACGUGGCAGUUGGCUGGGUCAACGCCGACGGAAGUGUAGAACUACAUGAUAUGCACACGACCGGUCACCGGCCCCCGGUUCUAGACGCCUCUCAGGACUGGUUCUCGGUUCUUGGAAUGGAGAACGACUUUGGAACCGUACUUAAGAUGGUCCGCAAGAUCAAGACGUGUGACAAGGCCGAUGAUAAGGAUAUCAAUUUAGGAACCAACAGAGUGAUCUUCGCAUACGGUGACUCGGACCCCCAUUCACCACAAGAUCUGCAUUACCAUGGCAACCACAGGGGCACAAAGAGCAUGUUCUUUCUCAACCCUGACAAGGGCGAGUCCAACAUUGCCCCCACAGAGAAGGUCAAGCAUCUGGACUUCCUUAAUGACAACUACAUGGUGCCUAACACGACAACCACUUACUGGUGCAAGGCGUUUACACUUCCACCUAUUGGUAAACACCACAUGAUCAAGUACGAGCCGGUGAUCGCCCCUGGCAACGAGAAGCACGUGCACCACAUCCUGUUAUCCCGGUGCCGGCAACCCAACCCGGAACAGUACCACGGUAUGUCUGAGGACUGUUACCAUGGCAAUAAGAUUAUUCCAGAAUGCAGUGAUUACAUUGUGGCUUGGGCCAUAGGCGGUAAGGAAUUUUAUUUCCCCGACGGCGUUGGAUACUCGGUCGGUGCCGCCGACGACGGCAACUACUACCGUAUGGAGACCCAUUACGACAACCCUGAUGCCCGUGCUGAUAUUCUUGAUAACUCUGGUCUGCGGAUCACAAUUACGCCCGACCUGCGGGCCCAGGAGGCUGCGAUGUUGGAGCUGGGGCUGGGAGUGAACGUCCGUCAGGUCAUCCCCCCGGGAGAGACGGACUUUGUCUCGUACGGUCACUGCCACGAGAGCUGUACAACCUUGGCCAUGAACCAGGCAGGUGUCUCCGAAAUCAAGAUUUUUGGCGCCCUGCAGCACUCGCAUCUCCUCGGUGCUGCCAUGACAACCCAUCACUAUCGCAACGGGACGGAACUUCCGCAUAUAGUCGAUGACCCCAACUACGACUUCAAUUUCCAGGAUCUACGGAAGCUGCCACAGGAAGUGUCUGUUUAUCCGGGCGACAGUUUCAGAGUUGACUGCCACUAUAACACGAUGGGCAAGACCAAGCCAGUGCUGGGUGGCCUCUCCACUCAGGAAGAGAUGUGUCUGACCUUCGCCUACUACUAUCCCAAAACACCUCUAUCAAACUGCAUGUCCAGCGCCGUGUUCGCUCCGCAGGGUAAUGAUGAGAAAUGGGUCCGGCAGCAAAUCGCAACAGCAGACUGGUCCAACAAAACAGUUGUCGACUGGUUUAGGACACAGCAGACAUCAGGUCAACAAUGGAAAUGGUGUGGCGGGGACUUUCUCAAUGUGCCUGCCGAUUUCGACUACGUCUGGACACCAACCUACCCAAGCCAGAGCUACACCCCUCCCCCACCGGACUGCUCUUGAUUUAAAAUUUGAGAUUUUUAUUGUGUUUUUUUUUAUAAUAAAAGCACAAAUAUGCA
Molecule: messenger RNA, 1800 nt
Organism: Mya arenaria
Lineage: Eukaryota; Metazoa; Mollusca; Bivalvia; Myida; Myidae
Product: DBH-like monooxygenase protein 1 homolog
Exons: 13
Coding region: 41-1744 (567 amino acids)
Biological process (GO): norepinephrine biosynthetic process; dopamine catabolic process; octopamine biosynthetic process
Cellular component (GO): secretory granule membrane
Molecular function (GO): copper ion binding; dopamine beta-monooxygenase activity
Source: RefSeq, a predicted model, not a curated record